CACUCAUACCAGUCUAUAGUAUACUCUGCCUGAACUGCCAUUACUGAGAAAUAUCUCAUCAUUGUCCACUUUGAUUGACUUUCCUUAGUUUCCUUCACAUUUGAGAAAUACCCAUUUGCCUGAAGAGAAAAGGCACAGAGGCCAACAGAUAGCAAGCUACAGCAAUGGGUUCUGGAGAUUGGUUGAAGAAUAUAAUCAGUAAAAAGAAAGUGAAAGACAAAAGAUCCAAAAAACUGAAGGAACCGGCAUCUAAAAAGUCAAAAGAGCAAGAAGGGGAAUACCAAGCCAUUAAAGAAACUUCUAGAUUAGCAAAUGAUAUUUCCAUUAAGAAUGAAAGGGUUCCUUGUAUACCCACUGAGGAUGUAGCAGCAAUCAGGAUUCAGACAGCAUUCCGUGGAUUCAUGGCAAGGAAAAAGUUCCGUUAUUCGAAAGGCGUACUAAGGUUGCAGGCUUUGUUACAAGGUCACUCUGUCAAAAAGCAAGCAUCAUCUACGUUAAGCUACCUACAUUCCUGGAGCAAAAUGCAGGCACAUAUUAGAGCUCGCCGAAUUUGUAUGGUGACUGAAGGUCGCCUCAGGCAGAAGAAGUUGGAGAAUCAAUUAAAGCUUGAGGCAAAGCUUCAUGACCUAGAGGUGGAGUGGAAUGGUGGCUCUGAAACAAUGGAAGAAGUCAUGGCAAGGAUACAUCAGAGAGAAGAAGCUGCAGGCAAGCGAGAGCGAGCUAUGGCAUACGCUUUCUCUCAUCAGUGGAGGGCCAACACUAACCCAAAUUUUGGAUGGGGGAGCACUGAGCUUGGCAAAACCAACUGGGGCUGGAGCUGGAUGGAUCGCUGGAUAGCUGCUAGGCCAUGGGAAUGCCGUGUUGCAGUUCAGUCAAGUCCAAAGAAAUCAAAUGGUAAGAAAACCGGCAAGACAGGGAAAAACAUCAACACACCAACUACAAAAACGCCUGUUACAGUUAAAACAAUUUCGCCUAACGGGAAGGGUGCUGUAAAAGCCCGAAGGUUGUCUUUCGAAGCGGCUGACAAGAUAGUUACUCCAAAAGGGACCAGCAAAGCUGAAGAGGCAGGCAUUACAUCUUAGGAAAAAUGAUGGUAUGCAUUGAAUGGAAGUUUAAAUAUGCAAAGCAAUUCAUUUAGUGAUGUAAAGAAACGAUGAGGAGGCUAGGCUAGGUCAUCUGCUGGUUUCGUGGUUGCGUGCAUUUGAGUUGUGAGAGGAUUGAGAUGGACCUGGUGAUCAUUCUUUCUUGUUUGCCUUUCUAAUUUUUUUUUUCAUGCAAGCAUGUGUAUAUUUGGAGAACUAAAUUAUCAUGAAUUUUACUUGUACAUAGAUGAAGUUCUUUUCAUCUUGUUUGAAAAAUGAAAUGGGGUUGGAGGCAGGUAUGUGCUGUGAUCAAACACUUGUACAUUCUUUAUCUGAUUCUAUUUGUAAUAUUGAGCUUUUUU
Messenger RNA from Coffea eugenioides, 1444 nucleotides. Its product is annotated as protein IQ-DOMAIN 1. The record is from RefSeq and is a predicted model, not a curated record. The coding region runs from base 165 to 1082 and encodes 305 amino acids. NCBI's taxonomy places the organism in Eukaryota, Viridiplantae, Streptophyta, Magnoliopsida, Gentianales, Rubiaceae. Gene Ontology annotation, molecular function: protein binding. The transcript has 6 exons.